AUGCCGACUGCUUUCCUAUUUCCCACAACCAGGGUAUUCUUCGGCAAGAGUGUGCAAAAUCUACGUGAGUAUCGGGCCAUCGCCACGUCAACGCACUGCCUCGACGUACAUCCCGCAAACUAUCUGGCAGCUCCAAGAAGAUUUGUUGCCACGAUGUCCUCCCUAAGCUCCCCCGUCGAGCGGGAGCGCGUCCGCACCCUGAAUGACCCCCAUGCAAACACGAAAGGCAGCCAUGUAGUCUACUGGAUGAACAAUGCAGUCCGCGUCCGUCACAACCCCGCUCUGGAGGAAGCGGCCCACAUGGCCGCUUCAAUGGAGCAGGCUCUUCGUGUCAUCUACCUCAUGGACGUCACUGCGCAAGACAGCCAACCCCUGCCCGAGCGCCACACCUCGUUCUUGCUACAAGGCCUCGCGGACGUCGCGGCAUCGUUACGGCAGAGAAAAGUUCCAUUUGUCGUCUUAUCACCAGAGGCAGAAGCUGACGUAGCCAUUCCUGCAAUGGCGAAGGAUGCGUCCGCAGUUGUAACUGACGCCUCGUAUCUACGCCCGGGGAUCGCGACUAGGAAACGUGCGGCGAGAGCUCUGCAAGUGCCGCUUAUCGUUGUCGAGGCAGAUGUUGUUGUUCCUGUCGAGACGGCCACAAACAAAGCCGAGCAUGCGGCAAGAACGAUACGACCAAAGAUUAACCGCCUCCGCGACGAUUUCCUUGAACCGCUGGAACAAGUCGCCCUUCCUUACCAGGAACAAGGCGAUGGAAAGUGGGACGUAGCCGACGAUUGGCUCGAGGACGGACGCAAAACCGAGGAUCGCAUCGAUCAUGUUGAUGUGAAAAAACAUGAUGAUGUACUGGCCUCGCUGCAGGGGCUUGACAGAGGGGCUCCGCUCGUUUCUUCUUUCAAGGGAGGAGAGAAAGAGGCACAAGAGGUGCUCAAAACGUUUCUCAAGGAGCGAUUACGUGAGUAUGGUCCUGGGAGGAAUGAACCGUCGAAGCAGUUGCAGUCUGACCUGAGCCCCUAUCUACGGGCGGGUAAUAUUUCUCCCGUUGACAUUGCCCUCCAAACACUGGACUUUGCAAAGGAUAAAAAAAGCGGCAUGAAAGAGAGCCUUGAUUCCUUCCUGGAAGAGCUCAUCGUCCGGAGAGAGCUUGCCGCGAACGCGUGCUGGUUCAAUCCCGACAAGUAUGACGCCUACGAGCACAUUGUCCCCUCGUUCGCGAGAGCUUCGCUAGAGCUGCACAAAGCCGACAAGCGCCCGACUACAUAUACCUACGAAGAACUAGAAGCUGGACUGACGCACGACGACUACUGGAACGCGGCGCAGUUGGAGAUGGUGGUGCGCGGCAAGCAGCAUGGCUACAUGCGCAUGUAUUGGGUGAAGCAGAUAAUCGGGUGGGUAGACGACCCCGCGGUGGCCAUGGACUACGGCCUCCGCCUCAACAACCGGUGGGAACUCGACGCCGUCGAUCCCAACUCGUACGCCGGUGUCAUCUGGUGCUUCGGCUUGCACGACCAGGGCUGGAAAGAGCGCCCGAUCUGGGGAAAAGUGCGAUACAUGAACGAUGCGGGCUUGAAACGGAAGUUCAACAUGGCUGCCUACGUCGCCAUGGUCGACCGCCUCAUCGCUGAACAGGGGCUCCCUGCGCACAUCGCCGCGCUCCGCAAGGCGCGCGGCGCUGAUCGCAGGCAGAAAACCAUCGACCAAACCAUGAAGCGCAAGCGUAAGACCUCGGCUGCACCCUCAAACAAAGCCGCGAAGGAAUCUCUCCUCCGCUCCAUCAAACGACUUAAGGAAUAA
Messenger RNA from Chondrus crispus (carragheen), 1794 nucleotides. RefSeq lists its product as hypothetical. Gene Ontology annotation, molecular function: deoxyribodipyrimidine photo-lyase activity. The transcript has a single exon. Lineage: Eukaryota; Rhodophyta; Florideophyceae; Gigartinales; Gigartinaceae. Gene Ontology annotation, biological process: photoreactive repair. The coding region runs from base 1 to 1794 and encodes 597 amino acids. The record is from RefSeq and is a predicted model, not a curated record.